UCCUCUGGCACUUCAUUCACUGGUAUUUCUUGUGCAGUCUGACCACAGUUAUCCUCAAAACCAACAGAGUCAGCUUUGGGGCAAUGAGUGCUCCCUGUGCUGGCCUCUUGGCUCUGCCGAGAUUCAGCCGUCUCUGUUCCUUAUUUUUAAUUUCAGAAGAGAAGAAAAUUUUAAAAAAUCAAUAGUAUCUUCCUAUGCUAAUAAAUACUGGCAGAAUUCAGCAUUUAGGGACAGGUUCUAGUCUCAAGUUUUACCCCUGCAAAAAGCUGCUUGUGUUGAGAUCAAAUCCUGCAGUACAUACAGCCGGACCAUAUCUUUGAAUCCUGAAGUGCCCCAACUGCCAAAAUCAGAGGGUGACCUUGGGAAGUCAGAGCAGCUAGACGAAGUAACCUCCUUGAAUCCUGAAGGCCUAUAUUUACAAACACUGGCUGAGAUCUGUCUUCAGCUAUGCUGACUGCAAAACUGGAAGAGUCCUGAUGUAAAAAGGUGGCACCUUCUCCGGUGGUUUCUGAGCCAGGGAGAUGCCAGUGAAUCUGAUAUCUGAUAAUCCUCGAAGCUGUACUGCUGCUGAUAGCGAAAGAGCCAGAGGUGGGAAGGAAGUGAGCUCUGACGUCUGGAUGAAAGAAACAACUGGCAUUUAAGGAAUGAUAAGAGAGAAAGCGGAGGUUGAGAAGCAGCUGUCAGUCACCUUCCACCUGAUGCCCUUUUCUCUGCUGCCAUAACCAUGCCGGGAGGACGUCACGUUUCCAGAGAUGGGUGAUUUCCAGGUGCCACCAGGACACGGAGGAAGAACCGAGUGACCACCGUGGGGAGAGCUGGGCUUCCCAGUCCAAUUCAGAUGUUGCACAAGGGUAUUUUCCUUUUUUAUUGGCUCUGAGUUCAGGACUCGUGUGUGAGUCCCACACGCUGUGGGGCAGGAGAGCGUGUGAUCCCAGCCCACGCCCUCCUGCCUAGAAGGGAAGUCGGUAGGAGGAUUUAUUCGGUGGAAAGGACCGGCACAGGCACCUUUGAAGUAACUGCUAAUCCGUGUAACCACGGAAAUUUUUGCAAAGGCUCCUUGGAGACCACGGGCAGACCGCUAGCAGGUCAUGUCAGUUCAUCCAGAUCUCCACCAGCGCUAUGUGCGGGCCUGCCAAAACCUGGGUCAACCUGAAAACCCUUUCAUUGCUGAUGUGCUUCGAGAAGCCAAUAAAAAUGACAAAAUCAGAGGGACAAAAGGGAUCACGUUAAAAAUAGCUGGAAAUAAUCAUCUAGUGCCUGUGCAGAGAGUUACAGAUGAUGAUCUUCGAGUUCUUGCCUCUGUCUUACGCGAUACAGUAUUUGUCACAGGUUUGGAUCUUAGGUGUAAUGUAUUGACUGAUGCUGGAGCAAAGCACAUGGGAACAUUCCUCCAGGAAAACUCCACUCUGCAGUACCUUAACCUGAUGUUUAAUGACAUUGGCACAAGUGGAGCAGAGCUGAUAGCGAGAGCACUCCACAGGAAUGAAACUCUCUUGUAUUUGAGAAUGACUGGAAACAAAAUAGGAGACAAAGGUGGGAUGUUCUUUGCUUCCAUGCUACAAAUUAAUUCAACCUUAGAGAAGCUGGAUCUUGGAGACUGCGAUAUGGGUACGCAGUGUCUAACAGCCAUAGCAACAGCCCUGACUCAGAACAAAUCAGUCAAAGCAAUAAACCUAAAUCGUCCUUUACUGUACAGCCAAGAGGAAGAGACCACAGUUCAUGUAGCUCUGAUGUUGAGAAAUAACUCCUCUCUUGUGGAACUACAUUUGUGCAAGCAUGAAAUGAAAAACUUCGGUGUAGAGCGAUUGUGUGAAGCAUUGAACGGAAACUCCAGCCUGAGAUACCUUGACCUUAGCUGUAAUAAAAUAACCCGUGAUGGUGUAAAGUUUUUGGGAGAGCUACUGAAACGGAACCAAACCCUGGAAAUCUUAGAUCUUAGUGCAAACCGAAUAGAAGAUGAUGGAGCCAUCUACCUGAGCGAAGCCUUGGCUUUGUGCAACAGUUCUCUUCAGGCGUUGUCAGUAGUAAGCAACAACAUAAGUGGCAAAGGACUUGUAGCUCUUUCAGAUGCAAUGAAAACAAACGUGGAACUUUCCUAUAUUUACAUUUGGGGGAACAAAUUUGAUGAAGCCACCUGUAUGGCAUUUUCAGAAUUAAUUCAGACGGGUCGCUUGAAACCUAAUUGUACAGACGUGGAACCGUAUGAAGUGGAUGGGCACGUUCGCCUUGCUGAGCUCUCCCACGGCCUGAAGAAGCAUUACUACUGGACCCCGAGUUGUGGGGAGGUGACCAACAACGACGCUAAUGCCAGUCUGGCAAUCGCAGCCGUUUCAGAAUACUUCGUCAAGAUCCCGAUCUUUGUGGUUCUUCAGUCUUAAAUGGCAAGCCUAAGUAAUCCUUCAGGUGCUACAUCAGCAACGGAAGCUAAAAAAGAAAAUGGGGAGAGAAAAGGGAGAAAUGCCAAACAAACGGGGGGAAAAAAAAAACCAAAUGGAGAACUUCAUCCAUUGUCCUUUGCCAGCAUUAUGAAGGACAUCAGCUGUUCAUAAACGCUGUAGUACAGAUGAGCAAAGCACAUCAAGGUCAGGCAGGUGUGGCAGUAAUUAGCUUCAGCAGAUGGGGUUGGAGAUGCUUGUGUUAAUAAUGUUCCUGGUGGACAUGGCUGUACUCCUUGCUGUCCGUGGGAGACUUGAUCAGCAAAUUGGCCGUAUAUUACAACAUAAAAUACAAUCAAGAAGCAGAGUUUUAAACACGCCACACACUAAGAGGAUCAACACAAAGAAGCGAAAGGUCUCCUACUUCACAAGUACAAACAUACAGGAAGAGGCGGGGAGGGAGAAUCUGUAGGAGUAAAGGGACUGUUUGCAGAAUAUUUAAAUGAAACCCUCUGAGAAAUUUUUCACAGGUCUGUUUAAUUAAGGUGCAGAUUAAUUAUUACUCCAUGUAGAACAGAACCAGUUAAGAGGUAUCUCCAUGCUCUUCUAUUUAUCAGUGUCUGGACACAAGGCAUCAGUGGAGAGAAAAUGCUAGCACCAAGUAAAUGACCAACAAAUAAUAUCUUUAAAUGCAUUGUUGGUACAGUAAUGACUGUUUCCUUACUAUUUGAUGAUUACUUCAAUAAUGCUUACAUUAUGUUAAUGGCACAAACUGGCAAAACGGAGUAUAAAAGCACUCCUAUUGUCAACUAGUCUUUAAUGACCUUACCAAGACACUAAAAAUGUGGCUUUUUAAUAAUUUACGUCGGUAGUAAUAAAACACACCUUUACAUGAGUCUUGCCAGAUACCAGUUGUGUGCAGUUACUGUGGACAAGUGACACAAGAGGUAAAGCAAUACAUAAAUCCUUCACUUAAACCAAAUUGGUCAUACUCUAACAAAACCUUGCCUGGAAGAGCAUCGAUCUGCUCUGUUGUGUUCUUCUUUAGUGCCCCCUCACGUAGCAUUCGCUUAUUAUUUUCACAGUGAAGGGCAGGAUUUAUUUCCCCUUCUGCACCUACCGUCUAGGACAAGAAGCAGCACUACUGUAAAAAAGAAUUAUGAAGCUAUGAUUCAUGCCUCACAAUUAUGUCAAGGCAUCUUUUCAUCUCACCUACAACAUGCGUGUUCCAGCUCUCUUUUUGAGCAAAUGUUGGCGUUUGUGCCAAAACCAGGGCAUUUUAGGGAUGGGAAAAUAAAUGUGGGAUAAGAUGCAACAAUGCUCGAUUCACUUGAAAAAGGAAAGAAAAAAAGGAAAGAGUGAUGCGUUGGAAAGAAUACCCAGUAGUAUCUAUGCCAUCAGAACCCUCUGACUUCCCCCACUACAGGGAAAAAUUAACUCUCCUUUACCUGCUUUGCCAGGAAAAUAUACACAAAACUUGCCUUCCCUCUGGUCAGACCUCAGCUGAAGAUGGUUACUUCUGGCAGCCAGCAGUAAUCCUCUGCAAGCACCUCACCAGAGCACCGGCCUACCUUCCAUCACGUACCGUUGUAUCACCUUGGCAUGCAGGAGUACAAGCUUGCCAGUACAUUCAAAUGAUGAUUUUCCCCCUUACGCCUCUGGGUUAAUGUUCUUAAACUAUCAAAUAUGGCUUAAAACGUCUGCUCUCAAAUGACUGUGUGACACAUCCCAUCAGCAGGAACAUGGGAGGAGAUCUCCAAAAUACAUUAACAUAUUUAACAGAGAAUUCUUAAGGCAGGUGUUGCUGGAAAGGUUUCGUCUCCUGGAAAUCAGUGUUAAUUGCAAAUGGAAAUUUGAUUGUAGAUGAGCACAAUUCAACGAAAACCAAAAGACAGCACUGCGCGAUGGAAAUGCCUUACAAGUGUCUUUACGGGGCGGGGGGAAGAACGAGUCCGAUUUAAGAAGCCUGACUGCUUGCUUAUGAUCAUUUUACCAAACGUAUGCAAGUUCACUACCAAAUUACCUUGAUGGCUCUGGCUGUGCUGUCAGUAUAACUGCUGCAAGAAAAUAAACUGAGGUUCUGAAUAUCCAGUCACAGCAGAUCUUAGUAAUGUUUCUGAUGAAGGCGACUGACCACCCGUCACGGGAAGCAGCAUCUGAUGGUCUUCAGUCCCAAUGGGAAGAGGAAGUGCUAAAGACAUCUCGGAGGGUUUCACAUCUAUGGACUCCGAUAAAGGACUCUUCUGACUCUGAAUGGAUUCUUGUUCAUUGAAAGAAUUAUCAAGUGCGUUAGAAUCAGGGGGAGUUUCAGAUCCUGGGGGAAGGGAGAGAGGAAAAAAAAAAAAAAAAAAAAAAGAAAUGUUCAAAAGCUCCUGUGCAAAUUCUGAAAAUUCCCUUUCAAAUGACUGUCAAAACAACCACUUGGUGUGUCAGAGACUGCCUGGGCAGCUGGGCGAUCCAUGGCUUCAACGUGCCCCCAAGCCAGAAUGAGCUGUAAAUACAAUGUAAGCACUGAGAAUCACAUCCUCUGCUGCUUGUAGCACGACAACUGGACCGAUGAUGCGUUCCAGCCUGAUCUCUAUUUGACGUGGUACAGAAGAUAACAAAUCCUUAACAUCACAGCGAAGCAGCUUUGGAAAAAAUGUAAUUAUGAAAGUUUCCUUGACACUUUCCAGCCCAGAAAAAUCUUAAGAACCACAGCCACAUCUAAGCAUCCUCUUUUAACUGAGAUAACAAUGUACAAUACAUCAUUUACCCAUAAAGUUCUUUGGAAGAAAACCUUUUUUAUCUCCAUUCCAGCCAGAGCUAGUACAGUUUUUAUCCAGUCACUUGAGAAAUUACUUUCUAUUCUUAACUGACAUCGCUGUUAGUGGAUUCCUCACGGCCUUCCUGGUUGAAUGCAGCCUGCCACCGCUCUUGGACAGCUUUCUGAUUAAGCCACAUCAGGUAUUUGACCCUUCCUCUAUCAAAGUGUGCUCUGAAGCGGGUUACUUCAGCAGUGAAGCUCUCCUCUCUGCCUUCUCCCUCCCCGUGAGAGCUGACCUGCCUUGGCCGCUCUCCCAGCUCAGCCCUCAGGCUCCGCCAGGCCCUCCCGACCCGCACUGCUGCUCUCGCCUCACCCUUGCUUCCACCGCCUUCCUGCUGCACUGGGGCCUGCCUAAACAGGGCUUCUCGAGCUUCUGACAUUCAAAGCUGCCUCUGCACGUGACUCUUGCCUUCUCAUCCUCUCCCUCCCAGUCCAGACGUACACAGACACCUACUACUCCUUUUUCCACAUGACAGAGGCAAGGGCAUGGUGGUUAAUACACUUAAGGAUGGACAGAUAACGAGGUGUACGGAGCCAGCACUGAAAGAGGCCGGCUAUCUGAACGCCUCUGCUUUGGACCACAGGCAAGUAACAUAUGUCAAAGUUCUUCCUAAUCAAAAUCUGGUUUCUAGAACAGGAAUUAAAUGUAUUUGAAAGUCUUUUUAGAGCAGUAUUCACAGCUGGGAGCGUUUUGCUGGCUGUCUGAUCUUGCAUUUGCUAAUCCAGCUCAGAUUUGGAUUGACAUUGACUGCAUAUAUAUAAAAAAAAACCCUUUCCCUGUCACAUUAAAAAUAUUUGUGCCUUCAGGAUGUAAAGUAAUUCCUGUAAUCAGUAUGUCUUGUUCACCUCAGUUAAUUACCCUCAUAAAGACACACCUCUCUGACAUAUUCAGAAGAGGUAAAAAACUUCCUACAAUUCAGACCAUGCCUUCACGUGGGAACUCUGACAAGUUACUAAGACAAGAAAGUAAAUAUUCACAUGCAGAAAUUCUUGUCAGCAGCAAUUCACUUCUAUGUUGCUCAACACGUGUCUGCGAUAGCAAUGCAAAUGCCUGACAAUUUGUCUUGAAUCUACUUUAAAGCAUGUACUUUAUGCUUUAAAAGGUUUGGGUAACUCUAAAGCAGAUGCUUUUGGCUCUAAAAUCUUUUAUUUUCUAAUUUUAGGCCUGGAUGAGCAAAGAAAAAAAGGUUAAUCAGCACUAAAGACAAAACAGUUGAUGUAGUUUCUUAACCUUUCUUUGCACAAGGAACUCACCUGUGUGAACUUUUGUUUUGUGCUUUUUAAGAUUUUUAAUAUCUGUAUAAGAAUUUCCACACAUUUCACAGAUAAAUGGUCUUUCACCUGAAAAAAAAUUGGUUUGGCAGUUAGAACCACCUUGAAAUGGAAAGAAAACACAGUUAGAAAUGUAGGAUAAUGGAUUUCAGUGUCGUAUUUUAAAAUGCAACUUUGUAACUCUUACUUUGUCUGUGUGUCCAUACUCAGAAUAAAAUUGUUUCUAGAAUAAUAGAUUAAAACGAAGCAAAACCCCCCAAACAUUAGAAGUAAAGCCACGAUCAUGCAUCAGCACCUAUGCUGUUAACAGAUUUUAGUCUGAAAAGGCAAUUAAACAAGAUUUCACAAAUAUUUUCUUUAAAUUAUGUUAACAUAGAGAUAGAUAAAUUAAGAAGCUCUGCUACUUUCAAGUACAGCACAAUAUGGUGUAUUUUAAAGGCAAAAGGGUAAAGGUAGAAUAGAAUAUUAUUUAUAGCGCAGGAAGCAGCCUGCCUGGAAACUGACCUGUAUGGGACCGAAAAUGUUUAUUGAGCUCUCCAGAGGAAAUAAAACUCUUUUCACAAAUGCCA
This is a messenger RNA of Phalacrocorax carbo (great cormorant), 7022 nucleotides long. Lineage: Eukaryota; Metazoa; Chordata; Aves; Suliformes; Phalacrocoracidae. The record is from RefSeq and is a predicted model, not a curated record.